GGAUCUUUCUCACACAAGCAGCUGAGGAGGGAAAGCUGAGUCGCUGCUCUGGCUUGUCCCUCCGCAGGCACCGUAGCUCCUAACGCGCAUGCUCGACAAGGCCGGCCGGGAUCUUUCUCAAAAACACACAGCCGCUAAGGGAAACCCGAGUCGCUGCUCUGGCUUGUCCCUCCGCAGGCACCGUAGCCCUUAACGCGCAUGCUCGGCGAGGCCUUCUCGUACACCUGAACGCAGAGCCUCUGAGGGGAACCCAGGCUGAGGCGAAGAUGUCGGGGGUCCCCGCGGUGCGGAUCAGCAUCGAAUCCGCCUGCGAGAAGCAUGUUCAGGAGGUGGGCCUGGACGGGAGCGAGACCUACCUGCAGCCGCUCUCCAUGUCGCAGAACUUGGCCCGCCUGGCGCAGCGCAUCGACUUCAGCCAGGGCAGCUCCGGCUCCGAGGAGGACGAGCCCGCCGCGGCCGCCGGGGGAAGAGAGUGGCCCGGGGCCGCAGGAGGGGAGGACGAGGAGGAGGAAGGUAGGAGCGAGGCCUGUCCGUCGCCACCGCUAUCGUAGACUUGGGAAGGGGACCCUUGAGGGUCAGGUAGUCCAACCCCUGCCAUGCCCGAACCUGAAGCAUUAUUAUUAUUAUUAUUAUUUAUUAUCAUUUAUUGCAUUUGCAUGCCGCCCUUCCUCUGAAGAUCGAGGGGCGGUCCACCACAUUUUUAAAAAAAUUAAUUUACACCCACACACACCCCGCCUAUACUCGGGGGUCUCAGGGCAGUUCACAGAAUAAAAUCAAGAUAUAAAACCACAAAAUACAUAAUAAAAAUAAAAAACAACAACCCAAUAGGCCUCCCCCCCACAAAAAACACAUUUAAAAAGGGCAUAAAAAUACAAAGCAAGAACACAAAUUACGCGAUCAAAACGAAAACACUGAGCCGCUUUCAGGCUGCAGGUAGAGAAAUCACGUUUUUUUAAGUGUGUUCUCUCCCUUGUAGAAAUCACAGGCGAAUCCAAAUCCAGUGAAGGUGUAGCCAAGCCCCCAACACACUUCCUUCCUAGAAGGUGCUUUUACUAUUUGGUUUUAGUUGGGGAGACAAUACAAAAUGUGACCCCUCUGCCAGCAAUCUGGCUUACUUCCUUAUUUCUGCUGGAGGGGAGGGUGUUUAUGCCAACUUCUUUCUCAGAGUUGUCAGCUUGGAUAUCUUAAAAAAUAUCUGAUAGCUGUGGGCAACUGAAGAAGGCAUUCUGGGAAAGGCCUUGGUGGAUUUUGACACAUGAGGAGGCUGGGUCUCUAGGGGGAGAAAAAAACCAAGCUUCUCACCUAAUUCAAAAUGUCUGGUUUAUUUUAUGAAAUAUCUGAUACCUAAACCUGAGACACAAAAUAUCAACUGGUGGAUGGCAAACUUUUUCUGCACUGGUUUGUUUAUUAAGGAAUUUCCUACAAGGCUAAUGAAGAACUUUGGUGAGUUGCAGAGGAUUCUGGGCCAUAAACAUGCUUUUGUAUGCACUCAGUUUCUGCGUUUUGCUACUAAGGAUUCCUGGACUUCUGUGUGGCCCCUCCCCAACUCUGUGCAUCCUGGAAGAUGUUCAGUACACACCUCAGCCACAUUGAAUCACGGAUUAAUGAAGUUUUCCAAUAAUUCAUAUAAUUCAAUCCCUGGUUCAGUGGAGGAUCUACAAUACACAGGCUGCGGCUGCAGCAUCCUUGAUGGAUAGCUAUCCAGCCUCUGCUUACAUACUUGCAGGCAAAGGAGAACUUAGGCAGUCCGCUCCACUAGCAUGUAUCUCCUAAUCUAUAGGUGAAAACUGCUUUCCUGCACACUUUACCAGGAUUGAUACUCAUUUUUUUUAUUGGGAAGCUUCUAAAGCUGCCCACCCCCUCUCACUGAGUUGAACAAGGAUGGGAAAUUGCAUUAUAAAGACUCAGACCACUGGUUCAUCAAUUCUCCGGGGUUUCAGGUGGGUCUCUUCCAAGCCUUACCUGGAGCUAGUGAGAAAUUGAACAUAGGACCUUCUGCGUGCAAAGCAGAUACUCUGCCACUGACCUUUGACCCUUCACAAAUGGGAUGCAACUCCAUGGCAUGUAUCUUUCUAUCCAUAGUUAUAGCAGCACCUGUGUAAAGGAAUAGCUUGCUCGAUGAUUCCAGUAAUAGUAUAUAGACAUCCUGUGUUUUUCCUUCAUUUGUGUGCUCUAGGUUUGGUAAAGUUCCAGCCUUCGCUCUGGCCCUGGGAUUCAGUGAGGAAUAACUUGAGAAGCGCUUUGACAGAGAUGUGUGUGCUCUAUGAUGUUCUCAGCAUUGUCAAGGAUAAAAAAUUUAUGACUCUGGAUCCAGUUGUGCAAGAACCACUUACCCAAAAGCAGGUACAGCACACCUGUUCUGUUCAGACCACUAUUGAAAUAUUGGGAAAGAUGAACUGUUCCAUUUUGGUUAAACUUCAUGACUUGUUUCUGUUUGUAUUUAUUGUUAACUGUGGGCUACAUUGUCAAAUAUAAAGUAGUUUCCUUUUAAAGAGGGAAUUAGAAUUUGUCCACACCUGCUUUUAAGCUGAAAUUUGAUUUGUUGCCUAGAAGACACAAUAUAAGUUUCCUUUCUGCUUGAGGUUUUGUUUUGUUGUUUUUAUAAUGUAAAAGGAGAACCAGUGGCUCUGCAGAUGGUGGUGGACUCCCAACUCCCACUGGUACCAGCCAGCAACAUCUGGAGGGACACAGGUUGCCCCAUCCCUGGUGUCGACAGAUAAGGUCACAUUUAAAUAAAACUGCAGUUCUGUUUCCUCAUUUCUAGAAUCAAGUUUUGCAGCUGAUCUCCAAGAAGAAGUCGUUAGCUGGAGCAGCCCAAAUUCUUCUGAAGGGAGCAGAAAGGUUAUCUAAAUCGGUAGCAGAGAGCCAGGAAAAUAAGCGACAGAGAGACUUCAACUCUGAGUUACUAAGACUGAGGCAGCACUGGAAGCUGAGGAAGGUCGGGGAUAAGAUCCUUGGGGACUUGAGCUACAAAAGUGCAGGUAUGGUAGGCAAAGGAUUGGUCUAAAGUUUGCUGAGUCUAAUAAUAAUGUUUUUGAUCACCUCUUCUUCCACACAUGAUAGAGCUUUGUAUCUCCCCCUUCUGAGUUAAAGCAGGACUGCCCAAGACAUUUUGCUGCUUGAGGCAAAGAACAAGAUGGUGCCUCACCCCCUACAUUGCAUGUACAGAAACUGCCUGGAGUGGCUGUUGAAUCUUUCUUCAACAUGAGCAACAGGACAGCAUCCUCCGCUGCACUUGAAGGCAGCCGACUAGCUUGGGGGACGUGUGCAACGAUGUUCUCUAGCAGAGGGGAAUGCGGGGAGCUUGUCAAUGACGCCCCCUUCAGAUCUGCUGCCUGAGGCAGCUGACUCACUAAUAAUAGGGCUGGCCCUGCCAAGAAGCAUGGAGCGGAAGAGGAAAGUUAUAUUGGCAACUGAGGAGCUAGGUAGUAGAUAUGGUUGCCAACCCCUGUAUUGUACCAACUACUCCUUAGCUUUGAACUAUAACUAAGAUAGUGUCCAGUUCAAUUCUUGUUUCUGCCAGGAAUUUGUUAGGCAUGCCACAGUCUCAGCAUCAUCCACCACCCCCAAUCUACAAUUUGGGGAUAAUAGUACUGACCUACUUUGCAAGGUUGUUCUAAGGAUUACUGUGAAUGAGCAACACUGUACACUCUGUUUCCUUGGGAUAAUUCAAGUUACUAUUUCAGUGAAAAUGUUACUAUUUCAGUGAAAAUACUAGAAUGACAUAGGGGAAAAAAUGCAGUACUCUGAAUAUUGGUAGCUUGAGAUAGCAGUUAUUUGUUGCAUAGAGUAGUAAUAUGUUGUCUAAAAUGUUACAGAUUAUAAGUUAGCAUGUAUGUACUUCAUUUGGUCUUACUAUUGUGGUAUGAACAUUGUAAGAAAUACCAAAACAUUUAAACUAUUUUUAUUUUUAGGGUCUCUCUUUCCUCAUCACGGUACAUUUGAGGUCAUAAAAAACACAGACAUUGAUUUGGAUAAAAAGAUUCCUGAAGAUUACUGUCCAUUGGAUGUUCAAAUCCCAAGUGAUUUAGAGGGAUCUGCCUAUAUAAAGGUUUGCCCAGUUGUUGUUUUUAACGUUUUGUUAGUGUGUUCUUUGAAUACAAAAUGACCCUGUUUUCUUCUUCUUGAAUAUAGGUGUCUAUUCAGAAGCAAGCACCUGAUAUAGGGGAUCUUGGUACAGUAAAUCUGUUUAAAAGGCCACUUCUGAAAUCAAAGCCAGGUAUAGUUAUGGUCUGUAUUUGAAUGGUAUGUCUCAAAAGACUGUGUAAGCAUGAAAACUGAACAGAGCUAUUAAAAAAUAAACCUACUCUUAAAAAGCCCAAUAUCUUCACUGAUUCAAAAUACUCUGCUCAAAGAUCUAGACAUGAAAUUAAAUGUGUUAUUUUUCGCCCACCCUCACUGAGCUCUGCAUAGGUGAUAUGUAUUGUCUUCAACUUGAGUUGUAUUAAAAAAAUUCAAAUUGUGUGCACAUUUUAUCAGCCAUCUUUUUCUCAUCAUUUAGGUUGUGUAAUACUUUGACUGUCCAUAUAAAAAUAAAGCUGCUUCUCUCAACUUUACAAUGGUGUUUUUCCCUUCCUCUCCUUCAGGGGCUCUGCAUUGGCAAACAAAGCUGGAGACAGCACAGAAUGUAUUGCUAUGUAAAGAAAUCUUUGCUCAACUGUCUCGAGAAGCUGUACAAAUUAAAUCUCAGAUUCCCCACAUAGUUGUGAAGAACCAAAUAAUUUCUCAGCCAUUUCCAGGUAAGAGUUCCGAGACAAAUUAAAAUGAAGGAUCUGGCAGAUUUUUGCAUGCGUGUAGAGAGCAGAUCUCAAAAGAUGUGUCAUUUAACCCAGUACCUCUCAAUUCAUAAGACUCAGGUGCAUGGACUGAUCUAGCCAAAGCUGCCAGCGUUUUCCUGUUUCUAAUGUUUAUGUCUUAUAUUUAAGAAAUCAGCAAGUUUAUGUGUAGGACAAAUGGAGUAAAAUAUAUCUAGAUAUGUUGUAUGUGCUGCUGUGCUCUUAUAUGUUAAAACCAAGCCAUGCUUUCUCUCUGCCCCAUUUCAUUAUGUAGGCUUGCAGCUGUCCAUUUCCUUGUGUCACUCUUCAGAUGACAAGAAAUCCCAGAAAUCUGCUUCCGAUAAGCAAAGUCCAGAGGAUCAUCUUUACGUUCUAGAGCAUAAUUUGCACCAGCUGAUUAGAGAGGUAAUGUCAGCUUUCUUUGUUCUUCCUGUUAGCUCACUUAUAGAAAGCAGCUGUUGUUCUUUUAAUUGCCUGCUAAGAGGGUGUGUAAUAUUUGCAUUAAGAGCUGUGGCAUUUUCUCUAAAUGUUUUCUUUUUGUUUUUGGAAGGGUGGUAGUAUCUUGGCUAUGUUUACUUUAGGGGCUAAUUCUGGGCACCAUGGCUUCUUAAAAGCAACAACAACCACCUAGGCUGUGCUGCUUUUUCUCACAGUGCUGCCAGUUAGAUAAAACAGUCAUCACUAUCCAGCGAACAUUGUCCCACCCAGUAUCAUUGAGUGGGACUUGUAGCAGAUCUUCUUGCAAGGCCAAUUGAAGCGGGGAAUGAAAACAAAAUGAUUGCAUGGGAUAUGUGUCUUUUGAUUGCUGGAACCAGCACACAACUAACUCUUCCCUUCCUCUAUUGUGGAUUCUGUUUUCGGUAGCAGGAACUUUUAGAUUGUAAAAAAUUAAGAGCAUAUUCCAUUUGCAGAGCAGCUUCUUGAUGGGUUCCUGAGAAGCAUUUUUAUUAUCUCAGUGUGCAAGCUGGCAACUUGUGGGUCUGCCUCUAAUCAUGACAGAAUAUUGUUCCCUAUGGUUUUUAUUCCAUUAGCCCUCCUUGAUCUCCAUGUAUGGUUGAGAACUUCUCCCCAGAGUACAAUUGCAAAUGCAUUACAGGAAGAAUUAGUAUCAAAGACUUUGGGGGUGAGGAAAGGCACUGUUACUUUUGCAAUACGGAGAGAGAAGUCAUGUGAUGUGCUUGAGUAUCUACGGAGAGCUUUAUCAUAAGUGCAUGAGGAUCUAGGAAAGCAAAUGGAAUUAAAACUACAGAUCUCUGGGAAGCAAAUAUCUUUUAAGCUCUUGUGCUUCCGAGAACGAUUUCCUUUGAAGUGUCAUUAUUUGCUGAUAACCUCAAGCUCACCAGUGGGGAACCUACUAAUUCUCAUCCUUGACCAUUGGUCAUGCUGGCUGGGUGUGAUGGGAGUUGGGAAUCCAGUAACAUUUGGAGGACUGUAGGCUCCCCAGAGCUGCUCCGGGGUGACAUAGCUGAUACAGAGCAGGUGCUCCUGCAAACUAGAGAAUAGACAGAAGACAUUCAGAAACUAUAGUGGAGAGCUUUGUUCAUAGGUAAGGCAGUGAAGGAUUUCAGGACAAGUCUCUGAUUGCUAGACCUCCUGAUGAGGUUGUAUUGGGUUGUAUUUGUUUUUAUUAUGUAUUUUUUAUUUUUUAUAUUGUAAUUUUUAUGUUGAGAACUGUCCUGAGAUAUAUGGGUACAGGGUGGUUAUACCAAUUUUUAUUUUUUACAAUAUAAAAAAUACAUAAUAAAAACAAAUACAACCCAAUAAUCCCCACUAGGUCAUAUGUUCACUGCCAGGUGGAAGGGGGGAGACAAUCUCUUAAUUGUCUCCUUUACAUCAAAAAGAGAAGAACUAGGUAUUUCUCCUGAGAAAUGGCUUUCAGGAUCUGUGUCUUCUAUCCUGGCCAGUAUUCUUGAGCCUUACAAAACCCAGGAGAAAUGUUGAUUGUUACAAAAUCAUGGUGUGUUUUUUGCUUUUGUAUUUUCUCAAUAGUAAAAAAAAUGGUUUAAUCAAGUUGUGUACAGUUGUUACUCGGCAAACAGUUCUGUUUUGUUGGUCUUUGCACAGUUUCUGACUUGAGACUAGAAUUCGCUUGUUCUCUUGGCUUCAUUAUAGCAACUUUUUUUCCUCCUCAGUUUCACAAGCAGACCCUGAGCUCCACCAUGAUGCCUCACCCCGCUAGUGCACCUUUUGGCCAUAAGAGAAUGAGACUAGCGGGGCCUCAGGCUUUUGAUAAAAAUGAAAUCAAUUCCUUGCAACCAAGUGAGGGGCUGCUAGAGAAGAUUAUAAAGCAGGCAAAACACAUCUUUCUGAGACGCAGGUAUGCGGCUGCAUCUUUUGGAGAGCGCUUUGCAAGUUAAUUCGCCUGAAUGCUUCGCUUGUGCAGCAGGGAUUAUAUCCAAUAUUUUCUGUCAAUUUAUGGAAGGAAUUCUUCAGAGAAGGGGCGGGGAAUCUUUGGCCCUGCAGAUGUUGCUGAAUAACAGCUCUUGUCAGGAGAAGAUUUAGGGGAGAACGGCAGGGUGGGGGGUGUGACGAAAAACCAUCCCCCUCCUCCAUUCCUCAGAUGGAUUCUUUUCUUUUUUCUUUUGUCAUAUCAUUUUUAUUAAUUUUACAAUAAUGCUUUCCAUUACAAUCUCUCCUCUUAUAUUAUACGAUUUGGCUUUUUAGGGCCAUGACUUUCUUCAAACCUCCCUUCUGAUUUUCUGUCUUUCAUUUCAAAUUUCUGCAUUUUCACUACUUAACCAUUGCUUUCAAAUCAAAAACAUCAAAGCAUCAUAUUUUCUUAUUCUUCUGUGCAGUGAUUUUUAUACCUUUCCUUACAAAGCUUCUUGCAAUUCUACCAAUGUGUUUGAUUGACUGCAAUUGUCUUUCAAAUAAUUUACAAAUUUAGUCCAGUCCUUGAUGAACUUCUGGUCCCACUGUUCUCAGAUUCUUCCCGUCAUUUUGGCCAAUUCCACAGAUGGAUUUCUUUCAUCAGCAAACAGAGCAUUGACUACACUCCCAGAUGAUUCCUAUAGGAAGCUGUUUAUCACAGGCAGAACUUUUAAUCCGUUUCUCAUAAACAUAUUAAGUAAGACUGUCCACUGUCUGUACUGGACCACACUGGUUUUUCAGUAUGUUUAAUAUGGAGUGUUACGUAUGUGCUAUAUAGAUCAGUGCACAAUGAUGUCCAAAUGAUGGCUCUUCUGCUUGGGAGAGCCUUGCUGGUCGAUGGCCAGACUGAUGUUCCAGGGACAAGAUGGAAUGAAAAUUGAAAAGGAGUGGAGUUGAUUCGGGAAAGGGGCUCAGUUCAGGAGAGAAUGCAACGAGUAGUGGGUAGCAUUUCAAUUAUGUUGGGUGGUCCAGAUAUCUCUUCAGGGAAAUCUAGACUUAGCCAGUGCGCUUUAGUGGUUAGAAUGUCAGACUGCACCCAGGCAGACCCAGCUUCAGAUCGCCACACAAGCUGACUGGGGACUAGGAAAAGCUUGUCAGGCUGACUUAACUUGCAGGGUUGUUGUGAAGAUAUAAUGGCUGGGAAGAGAAACACCAUCCUGAGCCCCUUGGGGAAAAGGUUAGGAUAAAAAUAGAAUAAAAAACAAAGUGAGGGAGCAAACCUAAUAUGUUUUACCUGCAAGGUAAUGUUACUUCUGGACGCGAGUGGCGCUGUGGGUUAAACCACAGAGCCUAGGACUUGCCGAUCAGAAGGUCGGCGGUUCGAAUCCCCGCGAUGGGGUGAGCUGCCGUUGCUCGGCCCCUGCUCCUGCCAACCUAGCAGUUCGAAAGCACCUCAAAAUGCAAGUAGAUAAAUAGGUACCACUCUGGCGGGAAGGUAAACGGCGUUUCCAUGCGCUGCACUGGUUCACCAGAAGUGGCUUAGUCAUGCUGGCCACAUGACCCGGAAGCUGUACGCCGGCUCCCUUGGCCAAUAAAGUGAGAUAAGCGCCGCAACCCCAGAGUCAGCCACGACUGGACCUAAUGGUCAGGGGUCCCUUUACCUUUUAAUGUUACUUCAGGAAAGCUGAUUGCAGAAAAGCCCACUUCUUUUUUCUUUCUUUUUUUCAGUGUAUGUAUGUUUUACUGGUGGUUAUUUCUGUCUUCCUUCCAAUGCUCUGAGUCUUUUUCCUACAUUUAUUGUCUUGUUUUGCAAGACGUGCAGCUUCAACCAAUCAAUGUGCUGAAUAAUAUAUGCCUCCUAGUGUCUUCAGGAAUACCUAUAAAACAUUGAUGUGCAACGUAAGGUUCGCUUAAAGUUAGGCAUCAUAGUCUCGGUAGCAUUUGAGAUGUGUCAGGCUUUAAAUAUUAUCAAUAUCAAUUUAUGUUUAUGGGCAUUGAUGUCUAAUUUGAUCAGGCAGAGCUUAUUAUUUUUCCUCACCAGUAUAAAAAUGCAGUGCCUCCAAGUCUUCUGGGAUCUUGUUCUUUUUGUUUUCAGAACUGCUCGAACCAUCGACAGUCUUGCCAGCCGUAUUGAGGAUCCACAAAUUCAGGCGCACUGGUCAAACAUCAAUGAUGUCUAUGAAUCAAGUGUCAAAGUCCUGAUCACCUCUCAAGGUUAUGAGCAGAUAUGCAAGUGAGUGUGAAAGGCGGGGAAAUGUUUGCACCUUGCUCCUUUGGUGGAGGAGAUAUUUGGAUGUCUCUGUAAAUACCCAGCUGGGGAGGUCAUUCCCCAAUACCCAGAACUUAGAGGCUCAAAUGCCUUUUUGAAAAAGGGAGUGCUAAGCGUGAACUAUUCCCAUUGGUGUUUGCAAUGCAUAUUUGUUGAACUGAAAGAUCAUUUCCCUAUUCACAAUAGUACUCUACUUCACUCUGCUUUUAAGGAUUGCUGCUGUUGAAGGAUUGGUUUUUAACUGUGGUGCAGUGCUAUGCUUUUGACUUUCUCAGGCAAUGGAGGUAACCCCUGUUCCUCCACCCUGAAACUCCAGUUGUGCUCAUAUCUUAUUGCUUUCAAAGGUCCAUUCAGCUGCAACUAAAUAUUGGCGUUGAGCAGAUCCGAGUAGUGCAUAGAGACGGAAGAGUAAUUACGCUAUCCCACCAAGAACAAGAGUUACAAGAUUUUCUUCUCUCUCAGGUAAAAACCAGGAAUCUUGCCUUUCUGUGGUGGGCGUGUGAUUGCAGCAGGACCUUGGAUGCCUUCUUUUUUAAAAUGGAAUUCUUGGGAUUGCAGAUGUAGAUUUAAUACAGUUGUAGGCGUUUGAAGUUCUCAUGCUGCAUCUGCAAAAUAUUGCGCUAGUGGCAAAUAGCAAGAACAGGGAAAUGAUGUCUGUGACUAGGGACCUGUUUUCAGUCCAAAGUUCGCAGUCCGAACUUGUUGAGCCAGCUUGAUUCUACCAGUAGUAUGCUUAGAAAGUAUAAGGGGGGGACCCCCUGAUCAUUAGGUCCAGUCGUGGCCGACUCUGGGGUUGCGGCGCUCAUCUCGCUUUAUUGGCCGAGGGAGCCGACAUACAGCUUCUGGGUCAUGUGGCCAGCAUGACUAAGCCGCUUCUGGCGAACCAGAGCAGCGCACGGAAACACCCGUUUACCUUCCCGCCGGAGUGGUACCUAUUUAUCUACUUGCACUUUGACGUGCUUUCAAACUGCUAGGUUGGCAGGAGCAGGGACCGAGCAACGGGAGCUCACCCCAUCGUGGGGAUUCGAACUGCCGACCUUCUGAUCGGCAAGUCCUAGGCUUAACCCACAGUGCCACCCGCAUCCCUUUUAGAAAGUACACUUUUCUGUUAAAUUAUUAUUUUGCCUUGGGAGCCUCCAGCUGAGUCAGGAUGGCUUGCUCAUAAUCACAGACAACCAAAAAGUGCAGUACUGUGUCACUUGACAUCUCUGAAUGUCUUUCACUCCUGUUUGGUACCAGAGCUUCUGCACUGGUGACUCUUGAGUGUGGAAACUGCUGUAGAUUAAAUGCAGAUGUGUAUUUAUCUUACAGUAGCUAAUGAAAUAGCUGCUCUGUGUUUUGAGAGAGUAAUGAGAGAGAAUGUGGCAGGAGGCAGGGGCUAAGGAGGGGAAACGCAACUGAAAUAUCCACCCAUUCAUUUUUUUAAAUUUUAUUUCAGAUGUCACAGCAUCAAGUGCAUGCAGUCCAGCAGUUAGCCAAAGUUAUGGGAUGGCAUGUGCUCAGUUUUGGUAAUCACGUGGGUCUAGGCCCAGUGGAGAGCAUUGGCAAUGCGUCAGCCAUAACUGUGGCGUCACCAAAUGGAGACUAUUCUAUUUCAGGUACUGCACUGGGAAUUAAAACUUGCUGAGAACCUAUAUGCUGCAUGCAUGUGAGCUAAAAAGAAAGAAAUUGCAGGUAAAGGAACCAUUACAGUAAAUACAGCAUUGUUACACUGCAGUUUUUUAAAAAAACAAAAAACCGCAACCCACUCAGAUUGGAAAGUCAAAAAUGGCACAGUAUGACUUAAUGAGGACUUGUGUGGUUCCUAAGAAUUGUUGAAGACACAAUCACCAGACUGAUAUUUUUUAUUUGGUUUCAUUUUAUGUAUUAUUUGCAUAUUUUAACAGAUGGGUUAUGUCACCACGGGAACCUUUGGGUUAAAGGGUGGUUUACAAUUUUAGUUUAAAAACUUUACAAAAUGUUGCAUAGUUAAUGCUGUUGUGUUGCUGCGCUUGUUUUCUGCAGUACGCAAUGGUCCAGAAAGCGGCAGCAAGAUUAUGGUUCAGUUCCCACGCUCCCAGUGCAAAGACCUCCCCAAAAGUGACGUGCUUCAAGACAGCAAAUGGAACAACCUUCGUGGCCCAUUCAAAGAGGUUCAGUGGAACAAAAUGGAAGGACGCAACUUUGUGUACAAAAUGGAACUCCUCAUGGCGGCCCUGACACCCUGCUCCUAGGCUUUGCGAUGAAACAAAAAGGACUAUUGUUUUGGCACAAAAGGGAAUGACUCUCUUACACUCCUGAUAGUUGCCAAGUUGCAUAACCUGUGAAACGCCAUUAAUUUCAUUUUUCUCCUCCCCCCAGAAUAAUAUCAAAAGUCUUCCUUUCUGGAAGCAACUUCUCCUGCCAUUUCUGAAUAUUGAAUUAAACUGUGCCGUUGUCUUGCCCGAGUCCCAAGUUCUUGAUGUUUGUAAAAUGGAACUCAGCUUUGCUCCCAUCUUUACAAAGGGGUUACCUGGACUGCUUCCGUAGAAAAUGUGGUUAUGCCCAGCUUAGCAAGGGCAGCCCAGAACGGGCUGAAACAUUUCUAUACAUUUAGAGGAGGUCUUUGCCAUAGUAGUAGUUACUUCUGCAGUGCUCAUAUCUGCAUCUGUGACUCUUGAUAACUGCUGAAUAUAGACUUAGAUUUGAUUUUUACACACCACCUGUGAAGGCAAAAGAAUGCAAAGUGGAAGAAAACCUUUACAAGCUCUUAUUGAUCCCACCUUGAAUUCAGGAGCAAGUGCCACUAAAUUCCGAGGGGAUCUGAGGAGGUGGGGGUUAGAUCGGAUGGGCUCUGUGUGAUGUCUCGGUCCUAAAACCAAUGAAAAUGUAUGUUCAGGUAAUAACUCUUUAUUAAUGAUGAUCAAAACACUUAACAAGGCAACUUAUUUGUCAGUUUUAUUCCUGAAACAUUCACCAACAGCCACAGCUAAAGACAGUUGUAAGCGCCACUGAGUUUAACCAUUCUAUUGGAAUGCUAUUGUCAUUCCAAAGACAUACAAGCACAGGGAAUUAAAUGUAAAAUAUCAAUGCAAGCUUGUGGCAUAGUGUCUGCAGUACUGUAUUUAGAAGUUAGAAAGCCAUAUUAAAAUCCCCACUGAGCCAUAUCACUCUUAGCCUGACCUACCUCACUAGGUGGUUGUGAGGACAAAAUGAGAUGAUCCUCAUCUACACCAUCUUGAGUGCCAGAGAAAAGAGGAGGGAUAGAAAUAGGUAAAUGGGAUGCUCAUCUUGUCAUCUAACAUCAAAAAGUCAAUGAGAGAACUUGAACUUCAGCAUACUUAUAAUGUUGGUUUAGUCUUUAAAUUAAUCACCCAAUCAUUGGUAACCGUUUUUGAUGUGAGUUGCCCACUACUACUUUAAUAUGUUUUUAAAAUGUAAUAAGUUAAUAAACAGUUGCACCUUCUU
Podarcis lilfordi (Lilford's wall lizard) is the source of this 12780-nucleotide messenger RNA. The record is from the annotation of a GenBank genome assembly. NCBI's taxonomy places the organism in Eukaryota, Metazoa, Chordata, Lepidosauria, Squamata, Lacertidae.